This is a messenger RNA of Aureobasidium pullulans EXF-150, 2023 nucleotides long. RefSeq lists its product as uncharacterized. Lineage: Eukaryota; Fungi; Ascomycota; Dothideomycetes; Dothideales; Saccotheciaceae. The transcript has a single exon. Gene Ontology annotation, cellular component: membrane. Gene Ontology annotation, biological process: transmembrane transport. The record is from RefSeq and is a predicted model, not a curated record. The coding region runs from base 158 to 1924 and encodes 588 amino acids. Gene Ontology annotation, molecular function: transmembrane transporter activity.
CGUCAGGUCACAUUGAUGGGCGAAUUUUUCUCUUUAGGUGUGAGAUAAGGAAGAUGGGCAGAGAUUUUCUUUCUUGCUUCUUUCGCUUUCGAUAAAUAAUGAGGUGAAGAGUGUCAUGCAGAGGUAAACUUUCUUUUCUUCUGUACAACAAUCCAGGAUGUCUACCACUACUACGCGAACGACAUUGGAGAUGCAGGAGCAGCCGCGUCGCCGGUCUGUUGUUCCUGGUGCUGAUAUACAAGCACCCAUCCCGGCGACAAUCUCAGCUGGCUCUUCGUACUUUCCUGAUCUUGAAGGCAAAAGAGUUUUGUGGAGCGACUUGCCGGAUAUUUCAUCUUUUCCAUCAACGCCUGCUGGAGCUCAAACACCUGCGGGAGCUUCUACACCUGGUUGGCUGACUCCUGGAAAUGCGACACCUGGAUGGCAGACGCCCGCUGGAGCAUCGACACCUGGAUGGGCGACACCGAAAUCUACUCAAGCGCGUCCUUUGCUGUCUGAAGAUGCGUAUCCGGAUAUUGGGACAAUGUACUCGUGGCGUGGUGUUAUGAUUUUGCUCAUCACUUGCGGCUCUCAGCUCAUGGACAACAUUUUUAUGACUGCAGUCAACCUCUCCUUGCCAGCCGUACAGGCGGAAUUUGAUGUCUCUUCUGGCGAUCUUCAAUGGCUGCUAUCUGCAUACACUCUUACCUUUGGUGGUUUUCUGCUGUUUUCUGGUGUCUUGGCAGAUCGCUAUGGUAGAAGACAGGUCUUCUCUAUCGGCAUGGGCGUGCUCUCCGUCUGGACUCUGGCAAAUGGCUUCGGCAACUCUUUCAUCCAGUUGGCAAUCUUUCGCGCACUUCAAGGCAUCGGUGCUGCAAUGACAGUUCCAUCCUCGAUCGGCAUCAUCAGCUCGCACUUUGUCGCAAGCGAGCGCAUCGUCGCUUUGACAAUGUUCGGUGCGUCCGGAGCCAUAGGCUUCUGCGCAGGUCUCAUCUUCGGCGGAUUCGUCACCGACUCCCUAGGCUGGCGCUACAUCUUCCGCAUCGCCGUCGCCGUGACCGGACCACUCGGAAUCAUGGGCUGGAUCCUCCUCCCCAAAGACCGCAAAGAAGGCAACGCACGACCGAAACUCGAUUUUGUGGGUGCUGGUCUUUCCACCGGCGGCCUGAUUCUACUCUCAUUCGUUCUCUCUAGCGGAGGCGAGUAUGGCUGGAACAAAGCCUUCAUCAUCGCUCUCCUCAUAAUUUCCGUCAUUAUGAUCUGCGUCUUCGCCUAUGUGGAGAAGAAAGUCAGUAAUCCAAUCAUGCCGCUUUCACUCUGGAAGAUCAAAAAUUUCGCACCACUAUGGAUAGCAGGAUUUGUACUUUACGGCAGUUAUCAAACUGUAAUCUAUUACGUGGUCUUGCAGGCCCAAGAAGUGGCCAAACUUUCCGCCGGAGCAACAGCAUUGCGCUUUUUACCCAUGGGCGCUGCAGGAUUCACCACGAAUAUGGUUCUGGCCAAAUGGAUGAAGUACAUGAACACGAGAUACUUGAUGCUGUUGGGUAUGUUGAUUACCACACUCUCGCCAAUCCCUGCUUCCUUGAUGCCGGCUGAGGAUCCCAAUUUCUGGAGAUACAUUUUGCCGACUUCGGUGAUGGUGGUCACGGGAGUCAGCAUUUGUUACAUUUGCAUCACAAAUAUCAUGUUGGGAUCUGUGCCGGCGAAUGUGAAGAGUUUGUGUGGUGGAUUGGUUAAUACGGCGUUCCAGAUUGGAAGUGGUGUUAGUCUUGCGUUGGCUGCUGCGGUCGUCGAUGCGGUGGAUAUCAAGAAGGGGCAUGACGAGGCCACGCAAUAUCAGACUGGUCUGUAUUGUUGCAUUGGGCUUUCGGGACUGGGUCUUAUAGUCUCUGCAUUUGGACUUCGCGGGUUGGAUGGAAAUGCUGGUAGUGCUCAAGUUCACUGAUCUUGCCUCACAAACAGCUCUGCUUUUUCUGGAAAUAGACGAUGAUGAUUAUAUAGACAUAGACUAAUUGGAAAAUAGACAUAGAUCGAAGUUGUUAGA